Molecule: messenger RNA, 4935 nt
Organism: Python bivittatus (Burmese python)
Lineage: Eukaryota; Metazoa; Chordata; Lepidosauria; Squamata; Pythonidae
Source: RefSeq, a predicted model, not a curated record
CUUUCCCAGCAGCGGGCGGCCUAGGGAUUAACAGUCCGGGUCCAUCUGAAUAACAUGGCAGAAGGCGGCUUUGACCCCUGUGAAUGUAUUUGCUCGCAUGAGCAUGCCAUGAGGAGGCUGAUCAAUCUGUUACGACAGUCCCAGUCCUACUGCACAGAUACAGAAUGCCUUCAGGAAUUGCCAGGACCAAAUCCAUCUGCUGAUAAUGACAUCAGUGUUACAAUGAUAAUGGUGGGCUGGCUGGUUCUGGCACUAGUCUUAUUCUUGAUGAGACCUACCAGCUUAAGGAGAUCUAUUGCUGCUGAAAAGCCGUCUAGCCCACAUAACGGACAAGAACCACCAGCUCCACCCGUGGACUGAAGUUUACUGGAAAAGCUCAACAACUUUAACCUUCAGUGACCAAAAGAAAGAAAAUGACCACAAUAUUCCUAAUCACUGUACAAUAUGGUUCUGUUCUGUACAUGUAACAUCCAUUUGCUUUUUCUAUUUCUUAAAUGACAUUUAAAUAAAUUAACAUGAUGUGGUGGGAAAUAACAGCAUUUCAAUGACGACUGUUGAACCUAUGUCCACUGCAAUAUUUAAAGGAAAAAGUUAAAUUUAUAUAUUGAUAAUCCGUUGAUCUUUUUUUAUACUAGUAGGGGGGGUUUUUUUGGUCCAGAGAGUGGACGUUGCAACAGUGGCACAAGCCACCAGUAAAUUUCUCUCUGAUCCUUGUGUACCCAUUUUUUGGGAAAGUUCCAUAAAAGUUUCCAGUGUGUCCAUUCUCAAAAGUUCAUAUAAAACAGCCUUCUCCAACCUAGUGCCUUUCACGUAUGCUGCAUGUUACCUCUCAUAAUUCCUAGCUAGCAAAAUCAGCAAUCUGGAUGACAUCAAACUGGGAAGGGUGAUGUACAAGAAUCCUAGUCGUACUUUCUCAGUGAGACAUUUUAUCUUUUUCUGUCUACCAAAAUUGUUUUCUUGCAUAUUAGAAUUCGUCUUCUAUUAGUCCGCACUAUGUUCUUGUCUGCUAUAAACACCAAAUUAAUUAUAUAUAUAUAUUGAAAGGAAGCAAAAUAAUUAGAAUGAUGUUAACAAAUAAAGCCUGAAUAAUUCAUUGUUACGUUGUAAACUAGCACUACCCUUAUUCAGUGAUUUUCCUGGGAUUUGGGCCCGGGAUAUCUAUUUGGAAUUAGCCUCAAUUUGAAAGAAAUUGAAAGGUGGCAUGCACAUUGAUGCAUUUAUAGGAUUGCCUCCUUCCCUGCAAGUGUUUAAAAGCUUUUAUAGUAGAAAGUAAACUCUGGAUUACAUUAGGUUAAUACUUUUUACAUUUUAUUCAAACGCUAAGAAAAAUAACUGAGCGGACAGAGUAAUUUCUUCUGUUUCAAAACUGACACAACCAAAUGCUUCUCUGCAUGUGGCCAUAGCACAAUCCCAGAUUGCACUCCUGAAAUGUGGUGACAAAACUGCAAAUUUUGGGUGAUACACCACUUAGAGUUAAGAAGUAAAAGUGGCAUGUUAAGCUUCUGUGAAGCUCAACACAUUGAUUUUGUCCCUUCCCUAAAAAUGAGCUAAAUGUUUCGGCCAUAUCCAUUCCGAUGAUCUUGCUGCAUUGCUGGCCAUUUUGUUUGUGGCUCUUGGAAAGCUGAUCAGAUACCAGAGAUAACUUAGGUCCUCUGGCUGUAAAAAGAUGACCCACCCUCGCAGCAUGGUAAAUUAUGAAAUUAAAUGACCACUGCUACAACCUUAAGAUCCGUACCAGUUUUUAAAAUCAAGGACUGAAUUAUUCCAUUCUGAGUAUUGAAAAGAAAUUACAGCGUCCCUGGGAUGUGCGUGUAGGCUAAGGUGCUUGUGCAAGUGAUAUUUUGGUACUUUUCUGAUAUUUUCCAGGUCUGUGCAUUAGUGUAGUGCAGAGAAAUAGCAUGCUGUCUUUUUAUGAAUGGAAAUCAACAGCGUAUCUGCCGAUUGCCAUAUGUUCCCACAAAAGGGCAUACGUUAAGGUUUGCCUUAGUGACUGCCAUUUUUAAUUAAAAAUUAUGUUCUGUGCAUUAUCAGUCACUUCAUAGGUUUCCCUAAAAUACACGAAGCAAACAUUUAACCCCCAUUUGUGAGAACACAUGGGAUUUUGUGGGGGGGGGGGAUGAGUAUUUUUUGCAUGCCCCAAAUAGAGGGUAUUUCCCACUAUUCUGCAUCGUGAAGCAGCAGAUCAACAUGAAUAACAGUCUAGAUGUACAGAAUCAUGUACAGAAUCAUGUUUCUGAGCCAUUUAAAAUGUUUCAUGCUUAGUUAUUCAACUGGGGUGCCAGCCAGUUAGAAAACCCCCUCUUCCCACAGUGUUCAAAAUCACAGUGUUCUCAUUUGUAAUCUAAGUUGAUUCAAACCACAAUUCUGUUACUUCAGAACACAUGAUGUGUAAAAUGGCUUGAGGGAUGUAACUGCUGGGCUCCUUUGAACUGACUGUUCAGUGAGAUAAUGGGCCUGCCAGUAGUGGAAUUUGAAGCUUCAGUUUACAUUCUUGUGCAUAAUGUUAGCCUUCCUGCUGUAUUUUUUCCUUGAAUUACUGGCAAGGGCAAUACAGGAUUGUUUGAAUGACUUGACUUUUUGCGUGAAUAUACUUCCAGGGUAAGUUUUGAAAAAGUUUUAUGUUUUAAGCAAUUUCAGAAUCUUCAUGCAGGCAAAUUCUGUGCUUUAGUCUGCUGUUCUGUUCAGCGAGACUAACUGCUGAGUAAACAUGCAUAACAUUGCAUCCUUAAUACUACAAGGAAUUUUGCCUGUUUUUCUUGACUAUUUUCAAGAACACACAAAAAUUUUCUCCAACCUGCCAAAUUCAUUUAAUAAGCCUACAGUGCUUUUUAUUUAUUUAUUUAUUUUGGCCUUAAGGUGUAAGGACAAGAACAUUCUUUCAUGUAUUCAUUGGAGAAGCCCUGACACUUUGAUCUCUUUUGUUGGGUCCAGGUGGUGCAGGAGUUUAAGGGGUUGGACUAGGAGCUGGGCAUCACAGCUUCUUGUUCAUCCUUAGCCACAGAAGUUCACUGGUGACUUUGGACCAUUCUCUCAGCUCAACCUAUUCCACUAAGUGGUGGUUUUAAAAAAACUGGAAGAGAUAGACCUCUGUAUGUUGCCUUUAAUUCUUGGAGGAAAGCCAUGAUAUAAAUCUAACGAAUAUAACGAGGUGGUUGAAGGUAACUUCCCAGUUCCACUUUAUUCCAUUCCCUUGACAAAAAUAUGGAAACCUGCUGAAGGUAGGGGGCUGUUGAGAUCUGCCCCCUCCAAACUGGAAGAUGGUAACUUGCAGGCAGGAGAUCUAUUUGUAGAAAUUGGCUACAUGGGUUAUUUUGAAUGGUGACUCCUGUGAGUCUAAAAUCCAACUCGUCGUGGAUCUGAAGGAUGGAAAAUCUAUUUCAACCAAUCCUGUAACUAAACCUAAUUCAUUAAUCUGUUAUAUAUUUGUACAAGGAUUAAAGACAUAUGCUUAAAAAGUUUCUCAGUUCGUACACAACUGAGCCAGCUUGGUGACAGGCCCAUCCAUUAUACCUGCAUUUGGUCAAUUUAUUUCAAUGAAUGAAUGUACUGUUUGUAUUAUCUUUAACCUGGGAGCAGCCUGGUCUGUCCCAACAUUUGCCCAUCAAAUACUGUUUUUCAGAUUUCAGAAAUCCAUUCUGAAUCUUCUGCCAUGGAAUAGCAUUAAAGGAUUCUGGGAACCGUUCUAAGGAUUACAAUACUGUCGCUGGGAAUUUCAUAAAGUAGCAUUUGAGAACCUUUCUACAACUUUCCAGAAAAAAACGGUGGCUGGGUUGCCUUUCGGGCAAGUUUAUUCAUCUUUAUCAACCUUGUAAAAUACACCCUUCUAGGGAGCAGAAUAGUUUUAAGAAUGGGAAGCAGUGAUGGGUUUUCGGACUGAAUGGCCGUGGUCUAGUUUUAUUUUAUUCUCAAAGUUAGACCACGGCCAUUCAGCCUGAAAACUCAUUGCUGCUUCACUGAUUCCACAUAUGAAAGUCUGUACCAGUAUAUAGUUGUAAGAAUAGUUUAUAAGACUAUUGGUAUAAAAUUUUGGAUAGAGAGAGACUGGAAAAGCAAGAUGUACAUUAGUAUACAGAUGGUUCAUUAGCAACUAUAGGCCGGCAAGAUGCCCCAACUGCAGUCUCCUUCUGAAGCUGGGAGCAACUGGAAGACAGUUCCCCACUGUAGGAAACACCAGCACCGCCUUACGAAACUAGGCUCUCACACAGCUACAAUAUAAUCUGCUUUGCAUUAAAGGUUCGGUACAGGACAAGGUAAAUUUACAGCAUAUACGUUAGUUUAUAAUCACCUAAUAUUCUUUCUGCUCUAAAUGAGCAAGCUAGACAUGUGGAAGAUCUAUGAUCGCUAUUUUCAAAACUUAAAAAAGAUUUACUUUUAAAUAAAUAAAUAAAGCCUUUUAAAAAGUUAGUUACAGGAUAAUGAUAGAAUUAGCAGAGUGGUGACAUUUAGAAACCAUUCCUCCCACUAAGCUGCUUCAAAAAAAGGUGGUGGUGGGGUUUAAUUGUGAAAAUACCAUGCAGAAAAUAAGGCUUAGAAAUUUUUUUACUGACACUGCAGCUUGUAUGAAAUGCCAGCCGCCAACUCCAACUGAAUUUUUUAAAAAAGAGAUCUUAAAUCAUAGCUUUUCUACUUAGUGAACUUCUGCAGCAUUUAAUAUUUAGGUGUCAGAAUCAAUAUUUCACAUUCAUAUAUAGACUGUCAACAGCUCAUUCUGCCUUAGUUUAGGAUAAUUCCCUUGGGCAAAAAGAUUUGUAAUACUGUGAUGGAUUUUAGUGGCUUAAAUUAUUUGAAUCAUGCCAAACACAAUGAUCUGUGCCAUGUAAUAAUCCUUUACUACAAUAUUUGCUUUGAAAUAAAGGGCUUGUUCUAUGCACUUUUUAUCUAUCAAUAAAGAGAACCACUAAUAAACUUCUGAAAGUCUGGAUUUUAUAUUUCCUG